AUGCCGUUCCAGCUCAAGAACGGUCACCACCACCAGCACCAGCACCACGGUGCCGCCAUGGAAGGGAAGCCGCCGCUGCUGCCGACGACGCAGCAGCAGCCCGCGCCGACGACGAGGGUGUCGAGGUUCCGGAGGCUGCUGGUGAGGGUGUCUGCGUCGGAGAAGUUCGCCGCGGAUGGGAAGGAGAGGGACAAGGACGAGAUGCUGCCUCAGCCACCGCCCGCGGCCGGUGAGGGCGACGCCGCGGGGUCCCUUGGGCUGGACCGCAUGGUGCUCAGCUUCAUGGAGGAGGCCACCGCCGUCGAGCGGCCGCCGCGGGGGCGCUGUAACUGCUUCAACGGCAGCAACCACGAGGAGAGCGACGAGGAGUUCGACUUCCUCCCCUCCGAGUACGCCUCCAAGCCGGCCACCGCCGGGGCAGGCGACGCCUUGGAGGAUCUAAAGGGCUUGGUGCAGAGCGCGAGCGUUGCGGAGCGGAAUCUCCUCGCGGACGCGUCUAGGCUCGCCGACAGGUGCGGCAAGGGCUGCAAGGGCAAGGCGGAGUGCCGCCGCGCGGUCGCCGACGGCCUCAGGGCGCUCGGCUACGACGCCUCCGUGUGCGAGUCCCGGUGGGAGAAGGCCCCCUCCUACCCCGCAGGGGAACACGAGUACAUCGACGCCGUGGUGGGGAAGGAGGAGGUGAGGCUGAUCGUGGAGGUGGACUUCCGGUCGCAGUUCGAGCUGGCGCGGUCGACCAAGGCGUACCGCGCGGCGCUCCAGGCGCUGCCGCCGCUGUUCGUGGGGACCCCGGACCGGCUCGGGCAGAUCGUGGCCGUCGUGGCGGAGGCGGCGCGGCAGAGCCUCAAGAAGAAGGGGCUCCACUUCCCGCCGUGGCGGAAGCCGGAGUACAUGCGCGCCAAGUGGCUGUCCCCGCACGUCCGCUGCGACGGCGGCGACAAGGUCGUCGUGCCGGGCCCCGCCGCACCCUUGUUCGCGGCGACGCCGGUCCAAGCGGCGAGCUUUUCCGGGGAGUUCGAGCUCGUGUUCGACAGGAAGCCUAGCAGGGAUGGCGCUGCCGUGGAGGGCGGCGGCGGCGGCGUCAGCGUCGGCGAGAAGAUCACGGUGGUGGUGUCGCCGUGGCGCCCGUCGGAGGAGGCGAGCAAGAAGCAGGAGCAGGUGCCCAAGGCGAAGGUCGUCACGGGGCUCGCCGCCGUCCCCUGA
Miscanthus lutarioriparius is the source of this 1200-nucleotide messenger RNA. NCBI's taxonomy places the organism in Eukaryota, Viridiplantae, Streptophyta, Magnoliopsida, Poales, Poaceae. The record is from the annotation of a GenBank genome assembly.